GAGUUAGCUUGAUUCUUAAAACAAGAAAAAAGUGAGAACAAAAGCAAGUAAAGAGAUAUAUAUUUUGGUGAAAAAUAUGACAAGUAUUACAUCUCAUUCUAUUUGGGUGUGGAUGAUGGCAAUGGUAGUAUCAGUGUUGGUGAAUGAAAUGUGUUGCCAUGGGUGUUGGGAGGAGGAGAUGAUUGCUCUGCUGCACCUCAAAGCUUCCAUGAACUACCCAAAUGGAAACUCUUUGCCUUCUUGGGUGGAUAAUAAAUCAUCCAAUUGUUGUCAAUGGGAAAGGGUUGAAUGCAGCGACACGUCCAAUCGAGUCAUUCAACUCUCUCUUAAUGGAACAAGAGAGUGGAUAUCUAGAAAAGAUUGGUAUUUCAACGCUUCUCUGCUUCUUCCCUUUAAAGAGAUCAAGACUCUUGAAUUAAGUGACAAUGCAUUAGUUGGUUGGACUAAGAAUGAAGGUUUCGAAAAACUUUCUACGUUGACCAAUCUCGAAGUUCUUGAUUUGAGUUACAAUGAGAUCAAUAACUUCAAAAUUCUAGAAUUUAUUGGUGGAAUUUCAUCAUUAAAGUCUCUAAAUCUUGGACAUAAUUAUAGAUUGGAAAGUUCGUAUGAUUUGACAAGUUUCGAAAAGCUUUCUAUGUUGACCAAUCUUGAAGUUCUUGAUUUGAGUUUCAACUGGAUCAAUAAUUCCAAAAUUCUAGAAUUUAUUGGUGGAAUUUCAUCUUUAAAGUCUUUAAAUCUUCAAGAAAAUGAAUUGGGAAGUUUGGUUGAUUUGACAAGUUUCAAAAAGUUUCGUACGUUGACCAAUCUUGAAGUUCUUGAUUUGGGGUACAAUGGGAUCAAUAAUUCUAAAAUUCUAGAAUUUAUUGAUGGAAUUUCAUCUUUAAAGUCUCUAAAUCUUGAAGGUAAUAGCUUGGGAAGCUCAGUUGAUUUGACAAGUUUCAAAAAGCUUUGUACGUUGACUAAUCUUGAACUUCUUGAUUUGGGGUACAAUGGGAUUAAUAACUCUAAAAUUCUAGAAUUUAUUGAUGGAAUUUUAUCUUUAAAGUCUCUAAAUCUUAGAGGUAAUAGCUUGGGAAGCUCGGUUGAUUUGACAAGUUUCAAAAAACUUUCUGUGUUGACCAAUCUUGAAGUUCUUGAUUUGAGUGAAAACGAGAUUAAUAACUCCAAAAUUCUAGAAUUUAUUGGUGGAAUUUCAUCUUUAAAGUCUCUAAAUCUUAGAUGGAAUAGCUUGGGAAGCUCGGUUAAUUUGACAAGUUUGAAUCAGGAAUCAAAGUUGACGAAUCUAGAAAUUCUUGAUUUAUCUGGUAAUUCGAUAACCAACAUCCUAUGGUCUUCUUUAAAAGAAUUUUCUUCAUUGAAAAUAUUGGAUUUAUCUGAGAACUACAUGAACGAGAGUAUUUCUAUUCAAGACUUAGAAAAUGUGAGCCACUUGGAAGAAUUGUACUUGGACCGUGCUACCCUACCCAAUGAUUUUCUUUCAAGCAUUGGUGCCAUGACAUCACUUCAAGUUUUGUCAUUGGCUUGGUCAGGACUUAUUGGGACCCUGCCCUCUCAUCAAGGUUUGUGUGAAUUGAAGACUCUUCAAGAGAUUGAUUUGAGCUUUAAUGGACUAAGGGGUCAGGUGCCUUGGUGUUUGAGAAACUUGACAUCUCUUAAGUUUUUGGAUAUCUCUAACAACCAAUUUAUUGGAAAUAUUGCAUUGUCUCCUCUUGCUAAUAUCAUAUCCUUAGAAUAUCUUAUGCUUUCAAAUAACAAAUUUCUAGUCCCAAUCUCAUUCAAGUCAUAUUACAACCUCUCCAAACUUGUGAUUCUAGAAAGUGUCAACAACAUACUUUUAGAAGAAAAUGACAUUCUUGGCUCAUCCCCAAGUUUCCAAUUACUUCAAAUCCGUCUUUCUAGUUCUGAACAUGGGAGAAACAUUUCCAUGUCCUUGCCCAAUUUUUUCUAUUAUCAAAAUCAACUCAAAAUGGUUGAGCUCUUUGGAUUUGGUUUUGGAGGAACAUUCCCAUUGUGGUUGCUAGAGAACAAUACCGGAUUACUAACAUUUACCCUAUCAAAAAAUUCAUUUUCUGAACCUUUCCAAUUGCCCUCGUCUCCAAUAACAGAACUUGUAGCAUUAGAUAUCUCCAAUAAUAAUUUUUGUGGCGUCAUCCCAUACAAGAUUGGUAGUUCUUUCCCCAAGUUAAAAUUGUUAAACAUGUCUAGAAAUAACUUUGAAGGCAUAAUUCCAUCUUCACUAGGUGACAUGACCUCUCUUUAUAUGCUAGACUUGUCAAAUAACCAUUUAUCUAGUAAAAUUCCUGUACAUUUGGCAAUGGGUUGUAGCCUCUUGGAAGUGCUGAAAUUAUCAAGCAACAGCUUGACAGGCCCUAUACUACCCCCUCAAAAUGACUUGUCUAACUUAAAGAUCUUGCAAUUGGAUGAUAAUAAGUUCACAGAAAUCCCUCACAACUUAUCCAAUAGUAGUGGCUUGAGCCUAUUGAAUCUUAGCCAUAAUCAUCUUGAAGGUGAGUUUCCCAUUGAGUUUUGUCAAUUUGAUCAACUAAGUCUAUUAGAUCUUUCUGACAAUAAUUUCACUGGAACAAUACCGUCUUGCUUCAAUGUGGAAAAGCUAGUGCAAAUUCAGCUAUCCAAUAAUAGGCUAAAUGGACCAUUUCCAGAGGUGUUCCAUCAAUUAACGUACUGGAUAAACAUGAUAGAUCUUUCAAAUAACCAUUUUAAUGGCAGCAUUCCGAAUUGGAUCAAUAGUCUUUCCUGGUUAAGCAUUUUUAUCUUGAAAAAUAACCACUUUGAAAGUAAUAUCCCAGAUCAGAUGUGCCAAUUGUCUGGAUUAACCUUGAUUGAUCUUUCUUUCAAUAAGUUGUCGGGCAGCAUUCCUCGUUGCUUGAAUAACCUCACAUUUGAGCUAGAAAAUGGAAUGAGUUAUUUUUCUAGAUUAUAUUGUAUCGAAGUACCCUUGAAGCCUAACCUAAAGAUUUAUGGUCAUCAUGGUUACUCAACUUGUAUCAACAACAAUGACCCUCUGUUGACAAGGAGAGGACUUCUCUUAUCACAAUUAAUGGAGUUCACAACCAAAGGAAUGACCUUGUCUUAUACAGGAGAGCCUAUGUUCCUUUUUUCAGCAAUUGAUCUCUCCAACAACAAAUUAGUUGGCCACAUACCACCUGAAAUUGGCAACCUUAGCAAAAUCAAAGCAUUGAACCUCUCCCACAACAACCUGAUUGGAGGAAUCCCCACAACAUUUUCCAAGUUACAGAAUAUAGAGAGUUUGGAUCUUUCUCACAACAACUUGAAUGGAAAUAUCCCCUCUCAGCUUACUGAUCUGUGCUCACUGGUGACAUUCAAUGUGUCUUAUAACAACUUUAGUGGAAGGAUACCUCAAGCAAAAAACCAAUUUGGAACUUUCGACUCAAGUAGCUAUAUUGAGAAUCCAUUUCUUUGUGGAGAACCAUUACGAAAUAACUGCAUGGAUUCACCUUUAUCAGUUCCAUCAGCCAAUAACAAUGCAAGUGCAAUAUCCAACUUUAUCGAUGUGGACACUUUUUAUAUGAGCUUUGCAGGGUCUUACAUAGCUAUUUUACUAGCUAUUGUGGGAAUUUUUUAUAUAAAUCCACAUUGGAGACGAGCACGGUUCCAUGUUAUUGAGGUUUUCAUCAUCUCUAGCUACUACUUUGUUGUGGAUAAUAUGUGGAGAAUCAAAGUUGGUUUUCUUCGUAAGUACUGAUAAUCACCCAAGUGAAGUAAUAAUGUUGUUGUAUGUAUAUCCUACUAAA
Messenger RNA from Diospyros lotus (date-plum), 3773 nucleotides. Its product is annotated as receptor-like protein 56. The record is from RefSeq and is a predicted model, not a curated record. Gene Ontology annotation, molecular function: protein binding. The coding region runs from base 77 to 3724 and encodes 1215 amino acids. The transcript is spliced from 9 exons. NCBI's taxonomy places the organism in Eukaryota, Viridiplantae, Streptophyta, Magnoliopsida, Ericales, Ebenaceae.